AGUAGAAGGAGGCGCUGCUGUCGGCGGAUACAAGAUGACGCCGCCCGCACCAGUGAAUAUGUCUGCAGAUGCUCCAGUUUGCAGUGUUGGGAUUAAUCCUGUGGAUCUUCGUGCUCUUGUGGAGAAUUAACACCGAGUCAGUAGCAAUGCCUGUGAAAGGAGAGGAAUCUCUGUCUAGCUGUGGUUCCCAGGCAGCUGAGGAGGACAUGUCCACUUCAAAGACCGCUCCUCGUGCAGACAAAUAUUCCCCGUCAGCAGCCGCUGUGAAAUUAAAUCACAAUGAGAACAACAAUCUGCUGGCCAAUGGUUCUGCAGGCUGUGCAGUCAAACCAGAGGAGUGUGAUCCUCCACAGGCCUCCUCUAAAGUAAACCCAGAGCAGCCGCAAGCCCCCCAGAAACCCCUCAUAUCCAACACACCAAUGCACGACUCCGGACCUGAAACCAGGGAGCGCCUCAAGUUUAUUCUCGGAGCAUCAGAGGAUAACUCGUCUGACGAGGAAGUAAUGGUAACGAAACCUCCGGACGAUGACGCUCAGCCACUCAUCUCUGCUUUAAAAUCUGGGCUGGAGUCUCCUACAGCGACACCGCCCAGCUCUUCAGUCAUCAAGACUAGCAUGUCUGGUCCUCACUUGGUGAAAAAGGGACGUGAUUAUAGAAAAAUGGAUCUACAGAGAGACUUCACUGUGGCCUCUCCUGCUGAGUUUGUCACACGAUUUGGUGGCAGCCGCAUCAUAGAGAAGGUCCUGAUUGCUAAUAAUGGCAUUGCUGCAGUCAAGUGUAUGCGUUCUAUCCGCCGCUGGUCCUAUGAAAUGUUCCGCAACGAGAGAACCAUUCGAUUUGUUGUCAUGGUAACCCCUGAAGACUUGAAAGCUAACGCAGAAUAUAUUAAAAUGGCCGACCACUAUGUACCUGUGCCCGGUGGCACCAACAAUAACAACUAUGCCAACGUAGAGCUGAUAGUAGACAUUGCUAAAAGAAUCCCAGUGCAGGCUGUUUGGGCCGGCUGGGGCCAUGCAUCUGAAAAUCCCAAAUUGCCUGAACUCCUGAACAAAGCAGGGAUAUCAUUCUUGGGACCAUCCAGUAAAGCCAUGUGGGCUCUAGGAGACAAAGUAGCUUCUUCUAUUGUUGCUCAGAGUUCUGACAUUCCCACACUACCAUGGAGCGGAUCAGGUCUGAGAGUGGAUUGUGCUGAAGAGGACCAAAAACGAGGCAACGUAGUCAUUGUUCCUCCGGAGAUCUACACAAAGGGCUGUGUUCAUGAUGUUGAUGAGGGUUUAGCUGGAGCUGAAAAAAUUGGUUAUCCAGUUGUCAUCAAAGCCUCUGAGGGAGGAGGUGGAAAAGGCAUCCGGAAGGUGGAAAGUUCUGAGGAUUUUCCAAGUUUCUUCAGACAGGUUCAGACAGAGGUCCCUGGAUCACCCAUUUUCAUCAUGCAACUGGCUCAGCAUGCGAGGCACCUUGAGGUGCAGAUAUUAGCUGAUGAGUAUGGAAAUGCCAUCUCUUUGUUUGGACGAGACUGCUCCAUCCAGAGACGGCACCAGAAGAUCAUAGAGGAGGCUCCUGCCACCGUCGCUCCCGCCUCAACUUUAGAGCAAAUGGAGCGGUAUGCUGUGCAAAUGGCCAAAAUGGUGGGUUAUGUGAGUACAGGUACAGUGGAGUACCUCUACUCAGAAGAUGGAAGCUUUCACUUCCUAGAGCUGAAUCCUCGCUUACAGGUAGAACAUCCGUGCACAGAGAUGAUUGGAGAUGUAAACUUACCAGCUGCCCAGCUUCAGAUUGCAAUGGGCAUCCCUCUUCAUCGAAUUAAGGACAUAAGAUUGCUUUAUGAGGAAAGUCCAUGGAGUGACACUAUCAUUAGCUUUGAAUCCCCAGAAUGCAUUCCCAGUCCAAGAGGACAUGUUAUAGCUGUUCGGAUCACCAGUGAGAACCCAGAUGAGGGGUUCAAGCCCAGCUCUGGCACCGUACAGGAGUUGAACUUCCGCAGCAGUAAAAACGUCUGGGGUUAUUUCAGUGUGGGGGCUGCUGGUGGCCUUCAUGAAUUUGCAGAUUCACAGUUUGGACACUGCUUCUCAUGGGGAGAGAAUCGUGAAGAAGCCAUCUCGAACAUGGUGGUGGCUAUGAAGGAGCUGUCAAUCAGAGGGGACUUCAGGACAACGGUUGAGUACCUCAUUAGGAUUCUUGAGACCGAAAGCUUCAGAAACAAUGACACAGAUACCGGCUGGCUGGAUCACCUCAUAGCAGAGAAAGUGCAGGCAGAGAGACCAGAUACCAUGUUGGGCAUCGUCUGCGGGGCGUUGCAUGUUGCAGAUGCCAGUUUCAGAAAGAGCAUGUCAGACUUCCUGCAUUCCUUGGAAAGAGGUCAGGUACUGCCUGCAGACAGUCUACUCAACUCUGUCAACGUGGACCUGAUAUAUGAAGGAGUCAAAUACUGCCUUAAGGUGGCUCGCCAAUCCCCAACUACGUAUGUCAUCGUGAUGAAUGGUUCCCACAUUGAAAUAGAUGUCCACAGGCUAAGUGACGGCGGCCUCCUGCUGUGCUACAAUGGCAGCAGCCACACCACCUACAUGAAGGAGGAAGUAGACAGCUACCGCAUUACUGUUGGCAACAAGACCUGUGUGUUUGAGAAGGAGAGAGAUCCCACAGUGUUGAGGUCACCCUCUACUGGCAAGCUGCUGCAGUACGUGGUUGAGGAUGGACAUCACAUUAAAGCAGGAGAGCCCUAUGCAGAGAUAGAGGUGAUGAAGAUGGUGAUGACGCUCACCGUGCAGCAGUCUGGUUACAUACACUUUGUCAAAAGGCCUGGGGCAGUCUUGGAGCCUGGCUGUGUCAUGGCACGUAUGGACCUAGAUGAUCCCAGCAGUAUACACAGGGUGGAACCUAAUACUUGUACGCUGCCCCCCCAGCAACCACUUCCCAUGGUUGGAGAAAAGCUUCAUCAGGUGUUUCACAGUGUGCUUGAAAAUCUGCUCAGAGUGAUGGAUGGGUACUGCCUUGAAGAGCCUUACUUUAGCAGCAAACUGAAAGAAUGGGUGGUGACUCUGAUGAAGACUCUGAGGGACCCCUCGCUGCCUCUGCUAGAGCUCCAGGAGAUCAUGACCAGCGUGGCCAGUCGUAUUCCACCUUGUGUGGAGAAGGAGAUCCGUAAAGUCAUGGCUCAGUAUGCGAGCAACAUCACCUCUGUCCUGUGCCAGUUCCCCAGUCAAAGGAUUGCAAACAUUUUAGACAGCCAUGCUGCAACGUUACAGAGGAAGGUUGAUCGAGAGGUUUUCUUCAUGAACACUCAAAGUAUCGUUCAGUUGGUGCAGAGAUACCGCAGUGGAAUCCGUGGUUACAUGAAGUCUGUGGUUCUUGAUGUGCUGAAGCGCUACCUGCAGGUGGAGAUGCAGUUUCAGCAAGCCCACUAUGAUAAGUGUGUGAUCAACCUGAGAGAGCAGCACAAACCUGACAUGAGUCCUGUGCUCGACUACAUUUUCUCUCACGCUCAGGUGUUCAAGAAGAACGUCCUGGUUACGAUGCUCAUUGACCAGCUGUGUGGACGUGAUCCCACCCUGGCAGAUGAACUCAUGGUCAUUCUGAAUGAACUCACACAGCUGAGCAAGAUGGAAAACUCAAAGGUGGCUUUAAGAGCCAGACAGGUCUUGAUAGCCUCCCAUUUGCCAUCGUAUGAACUGAGACACAACCAGGUGGAGUCCAUCUUCUUGUCGGCCAUCGACAUGUACGGCCACCAGUUUUGCCCUGAAAACUUGAAGAAACUCAUUCUGUCUGAAACCUCCAUUUUUGAUGUUUUGCCAAACUUCUUCUAUCACUCCAAUCAAGUUGUUUGUAUGGCUGCCUUGGAGGUGUAUGUUCGCAGGGGUUACAUUGCCUAUGAGCUGAACAGCAUCCAGCACCAUCAGCUACAGGAUGGGACAUGUGCUGUAGACUUCCAGUUCAUGUUGCCAUCAUCACAUCCAAACAGGCUUCCAGUGCCACUGAGUGGAUCAGGCCAGUUUAACGUCAAUCGGCAGGGCAGUGAGCUGUUAAUGGAUGGAGCCUUUUCUCCACCCUGCCAACGCAUGGGAGCUAUGGUGGCUUUCCAGUGUUUUGAGGACUUCAAAAGGAAUUUUGAUGAGGUUUUGUCGAGUUUCGCUGAACCACUUUUGGAGGGCGCUCCAUUCUUGGAGUCAUGCUCGAGUUUCUAUGAGGAGGAGAACAUGAAGAACACAAGAGAGAACCCCAUCCACAUCAUUAACGUAUCCAUAAAAUCAGCGGACACAGAGGACGACGAUGCCUUGGUCAAAGCCUUCACUGCCUUCGCUCAGUCAAAGAAAGACAUCCUCUUUGAGUAUGGAAUCAGAAGAAUCACAUUUUUGAUUGCACAAAAGAGAGAAUUUCCCAAGUUCUUCACAUUCAGAGCUCGUGAUCAGUUCCAAGAGGAUCGAAUUUACAGAAAUCUGGAGCCAGCUUUAGCGUUUCAGCUGGAGCUCAACAGAAUGAGGAAUUUCGAUCUGACCGCCAUUCCCUGUGCAAACCAUAAGAUGCACCUCUACUUGGGUGCCGCUCGUGUCCAAGAGGGAGCUGAAGUUACAGACUACCGCUUUUUCAUCCGAGCAAUUAUCCGCCACUCCGAUCUCGUUACAAAGGAAGCUUCCUUUGAAUACCUUCAAAAUGAAGGUGAACGUCUUCUGUUGGAAGCCAUGGAUGAGUUGGAGGUGGCCUUCAGUAACACCAGCGUCCGCACAGACUGCAACCACAUCUUCCUUAACUUUGUCCCCACUGUCAUCAUGGACCCGUCUAAAAUAGAAGAAUCGGUCCGCUCCAUGGUGAUGCGUUAUGGCAGUCGUCUUUGGAAGCUGCGGGUCCUGCAGGCUGAGCUGAAGAUCAACAUUCGUCUCACACCCACUGGCAAUGCCAUUCCUAUUCGCCUGUUUCUCACGAAUGAAUCCGGCUAUUAUUUGGACAUCAGUCUGUAUAAAGAGGUCACUGAUCCUAUUUCUCGGCAGAUUAUGUUCCAGUCAUACGGAGACAAGCAGGGUCAAUUACAUGGUAUGCUGAUCAAUACUCCUUAUGUGACCAAAGACCUGCUGCAGGCCAAACGAUUUCAGGCUCAGUCUCUGGGAACUACAUAUGUUUAUGACUUCCCUGAGAUGUUCAGACAGGCUCUUUUUAAGCUGUGGGGUCCAGGGGACAAGUGCCCUAAUGAUGUGUUGAUGUGCACGGAGCUUGUUCUAGACCCAGAAGGUCGACUUGUGCAGAUGAACCGCCAGCCUGCAGACAAUGAUGUGGGGAUGGUUGCCUUCAGGAUGAAGAUGAAGACUCCAGAGUAUCCAGUGGGCAGAGAGAUUAUUGUCAUCUGUAAUGACAUCACUCACAUGAUUGGGUCGUUUGGUCCUCAGGAGGAUGAACUGUUCCUCAGGGCGUCUGAAUUGGCUCGGGCUGAAGGUAUCCCCCGCAUCUACAUCGCAGCCAACAGUGGAGCUCGCAUCGGGCUCGCUGAAGAGGUCAAACACAUGUUUCAGGUGGCCUGGAUAGACCCCUCUGAUCCCUACAAGGGUUUUAGGUACCUUUACCUGACACCACAAGACUACACCCGCAUCAGCUCCACCAACUCUGUUCACUGUUGCCAUGUAGAGGAGGGAGGAGAGUCGAGGUACAUUAUCACUGACAUUAUUGGGAAAGAUGAAGGUCUCGGUGUUGAGAACCUGCGAGGUUCAGGGACCAUUGCAGGAGAGUCUUCUCAGGCCUAUCAAGAGAUUAUUACCAUCAGUAUGGUGACGUGUCGUGCCAUUGGAAUUGGAGCCUAUCUGGUCCGUUUGGGGCAGCGAGUGAUCCAGGUGGAGAACUCUCACAUCAUCCUGACUGGAGCAAGUGCACUUAACAAGGUUCUGGGCAGAGAUGUCUAUACCUCCAACAACCAGCUGGGGGGAGUUCAGAUCAUGCACAAUAAUGGAGUCUCACAUACAUUUGUGCCUGAUGAUUUUGAGGGAGUCUUCACCAUCCUUCAGUGGCUCUCAUACAUGCCAAAGAACGUACACUCCCCUGUUCCCAUUAUAGCCACUACAGAUCCAGUAGACAGGGAGAUAGAAUUUACUCCAACAAAAGCCCCCUAUGAUCCCCGCUGGAUGCUCGCUGGCAGACCGCACCCCAUGUUGAAAGGCGCCUGGCAGAGUGGAUUCUUUGACCACGGCUCUUUCAUGGAGAUAAUGGAGCCUUGGGCUCAGACGGUCGUAGUGGGAAGAGCAAGGUUAGGAGGAAUUCCUCUUGGUGUCAUUGCAGUAGAAACACGAACAGUCAAGCUCACAAUCCCUGCAGAUCCUGCAAAUCUGGACUCUGAAUCUAAAGUUUUGCAACAGGCUGGUCAGGUGUGGUUUCCAGAUUCUGCUUUUAAAACCGCUCAGGCGAUCUGUGACUUCAACCGUGAACACCUGCCUCUCAUGGUGUUUGCCAACUGGAGGGGCUUCUCUGGGGGAAUGAAAGAUAUGUAUGACCAAGUCCUGAAGUUUGGAGCCUACAUUGUUGAUGCCCUACAUGGUUUCCAUCAGCCGGUGUUUGUGUAUAUACCACCACAGGCUGAGCUGAGAGGAGGAUCAUGGGUAGUGAUAGAUCCCACCAUCAACCCUCUGUGCAUGGAGCUUUAUGCUGACAGGGAGAGCAGAGGCGGGGUGUUGGAGGCCGAGGGCACAGUGGAAAUUAAAUUCAGGAGAAAGGACCUUCUGAAGACCAUGAGAAGGCUGGAUUCGGUUUAUGCCAGCCUGGUUGAGCAGCUCGCUUCUCCAGAGCUGUCUCAGAAAGAAGGCAAAGAGCUGGAGGCGAAGCUCAAAGCCAGGGAAGAAUUUCUGGUACCCAUCUACCACCAGGUGGCAGUGCAGUUUGUUGACCUCCAUGACACUCCGGGCAGAAUGCAAGAAAAAGGGGUCAUCACUGAUAUUUUGGACUGGAAAAAUGCACGGACCUUUUUCUACUGGCGCCUGCGUCGCCUCCUGUUGGAGCAGGUGGCCAAGUGUGAGAUUCUGCAGGCCAACAAGGAUCUGAGUGACGGACACAUGCAGUCCAUGCUGCGGAGGUGGUUCGUUGAAACCGAGGGAACAGUUAAGGCUUACCUUUGGGAUAAUAACCAAGCUGUGGUCGAGUGGCUGGAGAAACAUUUGUCCGUGGAGGACGGCACCCAUUCAGUCAUCCGAGAGAACAUCAAGUACUUGAAAAGAGAAAACGUUUUGAAGCACAUUCGCAGCUUGGUGGAGGCUAACUCUGACAUCGCCAUGGAUUGCAUCAUCCACAUGAGUCAGAACAUCUCUCCCUCCCAGAGGGCCAAGCUGUCACAUCUGCUCGCCACUAUGGACAACACCAGCACCAGUUAAACUGUGGGACGUUAUCAGGUUACAUUAUUAAAAACAAUACACUAUUGUAGUCUGCUGUACUGUUGAAGUGUAGAAGCACUUAUUCACUUUGGUUGUAAAUGGUGUAAAACUUCUAAAAGAACACAACCCAGGAUUUUAUUAAGUAUUAUUUGUAAAAAAAAUAAAUGCACAAAAGUAGUGGGUUGUGUAUCACGAGUUUGAAAGUGUCUUUUAAGUUGAGCAUGAAAUCAUUUCAGCUGUUUCCGCACAUUUUAUUUGACUGUAUUUAAACACAAAAGUAACCAGUGUUAAACAUUUCUUAACAAAUAUGUCUAAUGAAGUAAGAUUUAUUAGACUUCAGAAAGUACUUGAUUUAUGGGUGCUAGUUGUAAUUUUUAGUUGAAGA
This is a messenger RNA of Nematolebias whitei (Rio pearlfish), 7719 nucleotides long. It is a transcript of the gene acacb, whose product is annotated as acetyl-CoA carboxylase beta. The record is from RefSeq and is a predicted model, not a curated record. Gene Ontology annotation, biological process: fatty acid biosynthetic process. Gene Ontology annotation, molecular function: acetyl-CoA carboxylase activity; metal ion binding; ATP binding. Lineage: Eukaryota; Metazoa; Chordata; Actinopteri; Cyprinodontiformes; Rivulidae. The coding region runs from base 69 to 7334 and encodes 2421 amino acids. The transcript has 53 exons.